AUGCAAUUUCAAUUAGCUUGCGCUUAUGCCAUCCAACAUUUGCUGAAUGAACGAAAUUUCGACCGUAUCAGAUUGAAAGCAUUUGCAAAAAAAUUAUCCGGACAUUGUCUGUAUGAUUUUUGGUUUGCAUUACUUGAAAGUACUCAUGCAUGGGAAAAAAUGUUCAAUUCCGAUAAUUUAGCACCAAAACAAACAUUAUCAUUAGCUUUUCAAUUUGCUAUUGUACACGGUUAUUGCGAGCUUGUUACAUUUAUAUGGAAUAAUAUCACGGAUCCUCAAAGAGAAUUUAUUGGAUUAUUGCAAUGGCGAAAAGUAUGUUUCAAAGCAAAAGACCGUGAAGUGUUGCAUUUCCUGUGUGAACGGCUUUGUACAAUCAAUGCAACGAGUCUUGCACGAAUUACGUGGAAUACUUUUUAUCAAACGCUUCAAAAUUCACUUAAGGAAGAUAAUAUAAGAUUUCGUGAGGAUGGUAUGCAUAAAUUAGCGUUUCUGUUGGAGAAUACUUGUCCACGUCUUCGUAGUGCAAUGCUUUCCAUGGAAAACUUCAGGGCAGUUACAGAUGCAUUCUUAUAUAAUCAAACGGAGCUUUUUACUCUCUUUUUGGACUAUCUUGAACCGGAACAAUUACAGCUUACACGUAAAUACAUUGAUCGUAUUUAUGAUCGCAAAAAAAAUAACGUAUCACGAAAACAACUCCGAAUAUUGUUACAUCGACAAUAA
Molecule: messenger RNA, 720 nt
Organism: Acanthocheilonema viteae
Lineage: Eukaryota; Metazoa; Nematoda; Chromadorea; Rhabditida; Onchocercidae
Source: the annotation of a GenBank genome assembly